AGGAGACGUCGCGACUCGGAAGGGACGGCAAUAUGACGACAGAGACCACUCGCACCCAUCAUCACGAGGAGUUCAACGACGAUGAGGUGCCCGAAGAGGGUCAGGAGAAACACGACUGGAAGGCAUUGCCGGCGUCCACGACAGAGACCUCCAGAAACUUGGAGCACCUGAAGGAUUAUGAACACGGAUUCGACAACUUCUCGAAAGUCAUGAAUCGACAGAAUUUACGAUCGAUUGAAAACCGGACGACUCCGACGGGAUCUAAGAAGGAGACGCCAACGGACAGAUGGUUGGACGACCACUUCGGCUCCAGCGAUGAGAGCGAUAUCGUCGAGACGUCUAACACGAGGACCGGAAAGAAUGUGAUUAAUGUGAGCAGAACUGGGAGGACGUCGACCCCUAUAUCGGCGCUGUCCGGAGAUUACCGUUCAGUCGACCGCAAGAGUCGAUCGCAACAAAAGACCUCAAAAUCGGGACAAAGAUAUACGUCGACCGCUAACUAUUACGUGAGAGACUCGUCGAGGAGUCCAUCGCCGGCCGCCGACUAUUUCAGGCCCUCUUCGCGAGCCUCUCGUCGAGAAGACGCGUCGGUUCAGGCGUCCCUUUCCGAUGUAAUAACACAUUUGAUUACU
This is a messenger RNA of Oppiella nova, 632 nucleotides long. NCBI's taxonomy places the organism in Eukaryota, Metazoa, Arthropoda, Arachnida, Sarcoptiformes, Oppiidae. The record is from the annotation of a GenBank genome assembly.